AUGUCAUCUUCUAACGAUGCAAAGUCCGCAUCCGCCCCACAGAAAGACGAAACCCCUUCCAACCUCCUCAAUGACCCAUCACACAAACCAAAAGGUGCACUACCCAAGCUUAAUGACAAUACCGACCCUGGCACGCCAGACGAAAAUCAAUCGCUGGCUCAAAGAAUCCAUCACUUAUUGGCCGAGAAGCAGUCAACGGUAGGCAAAAUAAGCCACUUGAAACUCAGAAUUGAUGGGUUUGAAUUGGAGGGGGGUAAUCAGUGA
This is a messenger RNA of Botrytis fragariae, 264 nucleotides long. RefSeq lists its product as uncharacterized. The record is from RefSeq and is a predicted model, not a curated record. The transcript is spliced from 2 exons. NCBI's taxonomy places the organism in Eukaryota, Fungi, Ascomycota, Leotiomycetes, Helotiales, Sclerotiniaceae. Bases 1 to 264 code for a protein of 87 amino acids.